AAAAAAAAGACUAAGUUUGAUAUAUCGCCUCUUUCUCUUUCUUUCUGCUUCACUUCACAUUCAUGUCUCAACCGAACACCGACACUGAUACCCACAUCCAGUUGAAUCAAAAUGAUGCAAAUGUUGAGAAUUUCAUAAAUCAAAUGAAACAGCAUGAACAAAAUAUUGAGUUCCUUAAUUCUCCAAUGAAUCGCUCGACUGAAUCUGUACUUGACUUACAAGUGAGUCUUGAAAGGUAUUAUUCUAGUACUGAAGAGAACUCUGUUGCAAGUCUAUUUUAUUGGAUAAAAGCGAAUACUCGAACAUCAAAUUUGGCUUUUGUAAAGGAUGCUCUUGGUGUUGUGGCUACCCUUGCCAGUGUUGAAAAUGAUGAUCUCAGCAGGUAAAUAUCAUUCUUUUUCUUGCAGUAGAAAAUAUCCGUUAUGGUCAAUACGAGUGCAUCGGUCCCUUAGCAGUGCUACACGCUCUUGCAUCGCAGUUUCAAGUAGCAGCCAAAUGCAGCGCUACAAUUACUUAUUUUUUCUGAAAAAUUGCAAUUUUGUGUAAAACAGGAUCCUUUCUGA
This is a messenger RNA of Vicia villosa (hairy vetch), 563 nucleotides long. RefSeq names its product protein DEFECTIVE IN MERISTEM SILENCING 3-like. The transcript is spliced from 3 exons. Bases 63 to 386 code for a protein of 107 amino acids. Lineage: Eukaryota; Viridiplantae; Streptophyta; Magnoliopsida; Fabales; Fabaceae. The record is from RefSeq and is a predicted model, not a curated record.